This is a messenger RNA of Arabidopsis lyrata subsp. lyrata, 3148 nucleotides long. RefSeq names its product glutathione S-transferase T3-like. The record is from RefSeq and is a predicted model, not a curated record. NCBI's taxonomy places the organism in Eukaryota, Viridiplantae, Streptophyta, Magnoliopsida, Brassicales, Brassicaceae. Bases 1660 to 2595 code for a protein of 311 amino acids. The transcript is spliced from 3 exons.
CUGUCUCUCUUGAGAGAAAUGUUGAGCACCAUGAGAGCCGACGACGUGGCCUUCUCUCAUCCGUCGAUUUUUUUUGAUCAAAAAAAAAAAAAAAACGCGUAAAAAAAAGGGGAUGGCGAUGCCUUUUUUUUUAUCAUUUCCCGACUCUUCUCUCUGUUUCUUUGCGAAGGCGAUGGCGAUGCCUUUUCUCCGACGAUUGAGGUUACGGUUAAGGCCGCCGGCUACGAUUGAGGGAAGAAUAGAGAGGCCGCCGGCGACGAUUAGGCCGGAUUCCCCACUGCAUGUCACGAUCGGGAGUGAGAGAGAUAUGCAAAUCGGAUAUCCAAAUUCAACGGAUGGAGGUGGAGGUGGAUGUGGAUGUGGAAUCUAUGGAGUUGACGGAGGAGGAGAGGGAGAAGAAGGUGAGAAAGGAGAAGGCUUUGAAGGAGAUCUAUGGUAAUUUUGGUUUUGAUUGUUUUCGACUUCAAUCUAAGAUCUUUUGCUUUUAGCUUCUGUUUGCUUUGAUACUGUGAUUUGGUUUCGUUUAAGGGUUUCUUCCGCUUUGAAUCUGAAACCAAAUCUCUUCCCUUUUUUCGAUUUAGGGUUUGAUUUAGAGUUGAAAGAUGUACAACGGGAUAGGGUUACAGACCGCAAGAGGAUCAGGAACUAAUGGUUAUGUUGAGACGAAUAAGUUCUUUGUGAGACCUAGAAAUGGUGGUAAGCCUGUUAAUGGUGGUAAAUGGUUUGAGGAUGAUCAAGGUGUUCCAGUUAAAAGUUAAUGGUGUGGCAUUUAGGUUGAUUCCUGAGUCUACUCAAGUGAAAAAUGCCUUGAAGGUGAGUUGAUUUGUCCAUAGAAUAUAUCUUUGGAUACUCAAAAGCUUUGCUUUUUGUCACCAUAGACGUUAUAGCUGCUGAACAUGACUGUCAUCAUUCAUCAAUGAGGAGACUUUGUGUUAGUUUAGUGCAGGAGACGUUGUGACUAGCUUUUUCGUUUUAACUCUGUCUAGUCUAUAAUAUAUUUUCAGAUACUAUUUUUUCGGGCUGCAUCUAUCAUCCAUGGAAAUUGCAAAAUUGAAGCUGCUGCUAAUGAGGAGAGUGAUGGGGCUGGUGUUUCGAAGAAAAGACCUUGAUGGGGAAGAUCUUUAUGAAGCAAAAGAGGAUCCUCGAAAUAAGUACUUGAAGGAGCAGCAACUUAAGAAACUAGAGGAGAAGAACAAUAAUGAAAAAGGUAAUUAUCUGUCUCUGUCUUAGUAAUUACUUGAAUCAUUUUGAAUUUUUAAUGUUAUGUUAAUAUUUCUUUCUUCUUUCUCUGUUUUGGUGAGGUUAAUUGGAGUGGUUGAAACUACAAAUCUCACAAGUGGAGAAGGCAGAAGGCAUCGAUUUAACAGCCUCUAAAUCAAGGUACAGUUUGUGCUGUGAUUAAUGCUUUCUUUGUGUUUGAUUAGGACAGUUUUUGCUUUUGUAAAUGCUUUCUCUGUUAUUUGAAAUAAAUGCUUUCUAGUUGGAGUAUUUUAGGUAAAGACAAUUAGUGUCUUUACUUUGGCAUUCAUUGCUAAUUCUUCAAUAAGUUUCAAUCUUCUUCUUUAAAACACAAUCACUUCCUUUAAAACAAUCACUUUCACUUCCUUUAACCUUCAGCCUAACACAAAACACAAUCACAUUCACUUUCUUAUCUAAAAAAUGGAUGAUAUGAAUCCAUUUUAUCACUCAUCGGGUUUCAUGAACCUAUUGCAAAGUCAACAAGAAGACAUGUCUCAGUUUGCAAGUGGAUCAACUGAAGUCCCAGCAUUUAGUAGUCAACUGUCUGAAGAAGGAAGUGAAGAAGAAGGAAAUGAAGCAUCAGAUGUCAAACCAAAGCAAAGUAUAUCACGAAAGAAAUGGACAGCAAAAGAAGAUAUUGUUCUCGUCAGUGCUUGGCUUAAUACAAGCAAGGAUCCGGUGAUUGGUAAUGACCAACAAGGUCAAUCCUUUUGGAAGAGGAUUGCAGCAUAUGUUGCUGCUAGUCCUUCCCUCGACGGAAUGCCAAAGAGAGAGCAUGCUCAAUGUAAACAAAGGUGGGCAAAGGUCAAUAAAAUUGUCACCAAGUUUGUGGGUUGUCAUAAGACAGCAACAACUCAUAAAACUAGUGGUCAGUCAGAGGAUGAUGUUAUGAAGCUGGCUCACGAGAUCUACUACAAUGAUACCAAGAAGAAUUUCACUUUAGAUCAUGCAUGGAGAGAGUUAAAGUUUGAUCAGAAAUGGUGUGAUCAAACUACUCGGGGAGGAAAGGAUAAUGCUAAAAGAAGGAAGUGUGGGGAUGGUAAUGCAAGUUCCCAGCCUAUCAAUGUUGAAGAUGAUUCAGUCAUGACUCGACCUCCGGGUGUGAAGGCAGCCAAAGCGAAAGGAAGGAAGUCAGCCACUGUUAACGAAGGAAAGAAGCCAGCCACGGGUAAAGGAGAAGCAGGCCAGUCUGUGGAACAUUUUCAGAAUUUGUGGGAACUAAAGGAGAAGGAUUGGGAUCGCAAAGAGAAGCAAAGCAAGUAUCAGAUGCUUGAAAGUCUACUUUCAAGAACUGAGCCUCUUUCGGACAUUGACUUGUUCCUAAAAAAUAAGCUAAUCACGGAGCUUUGGUCCUAAGUUUUAAAGUUUUAGUUUGGUCCUAAGUUUUAAAGUUUUAGUUUGGUCCUAAGUUUUAAGCUAAGCAUCAGAUGCUUUUUAGUUUUUUUGUCUCAUGUAUGAUAUUGCUUUGUAAGUUCUAGUAUUAUGUCUCAUGUAUGAUAUUGUUUAAAGUUCUAGUUUAAGUCUAUGUACUCUAAAGCUUUGUAAUUUGUCUUGUAUGAUAUUGCUUUGUAAUGUAUGAUAUGUCUUGUUGUGUAUCAUGUAUCAUGUUUUAACUUGUCUUGUUUUUUUGCUAGAUGCCAAAGAGAGCAAUGUGUGCAAGUGGUUCAAUGUCUGAUGCCAAAGAGAUCAAUAUGUACCACAAAUAAUUUGUAUGUUUUUUGUGAACCACGAACUUUAUUCUAGCAAAUUUGUACUACAAACGAGCUUAUUCUUUGUGUACCACAAACUUUAUUCUUUAUGUUUUGCCUUUGCUAUAAAUAAUAUCCAUCGUUUGUAGAUGUCUCACAACUCAAGCUUUUCUAAUAUUGUUCUUUGCUUCAACUACAAAAAUUAUUUUUCCCUUAAUGUU